GUAGAGACAGGCAGCUAGUGGAGUGGUGGUCACUUGUCCUGCAGCUUCAUCUGCAGCAUGUCGUCCAUUAGCUCCUACCACUCCCAGCGCUACAGCAGCUCUUUCCGUCAGGGAAAAAGCCGGUUGAGUGAGCCUGACCACGAGCCUUUCAUCAAUGAGAAGGACAGGAACCUGCUACGACACGGUGCUUUGCCAGCAAGGGAAUCCUUUGCAAAUGCAGCCCUGACGGCCCAGACUCCAGGACGCCCCAUCCGCCUGGGAGACUCCUUCCAAAUGUCCACGGACGUCAGCCAGUUUGAACCCCAAGAGGUGGUUGUUGUUUUUUACAACCAUCACAUUGUGAUUCAAGCUGAGCAGGUAGCAGAAGAUGGGACAAUCAGGAACACUUUCAGUCACAAGUACCAGCUCCCAGAGGAUAUAGACCCAAUGUCUGUGAGCUGCACCCUCACUGAAGCAGGCAUGCUGGUGAUCAGUGUGAGAAGAAACCCAUUCCUGAGCCACAAUGAGCCACCACCCCCUCUUUACCGUUCUGAGAUGACGCUCUAGAGGGUUGGGUCCUCCUAAAAGUAAAGUAAGAUGGGCUUCUAGGAAUCUUCUAAGCAGUGUUAAGCUUGUUGACAAUAAAAUAAGAGUUGAAA
Molecule: messenger RNA, 638 nt
Organism: Erpetoichthys calabaricus (reedfish)
Lineage: Eukaryota; Metazoa; Chordata; Cladistia; Polypteriformes; Polypteridae
Product: heat shock protein beta-7-like
Exons: 3
Coding region: 58-546 (162 amino acids)
Source: RefSeq, a predicted model, not a curated record